UUCUUAUUAAUCAGCAUUGUCCAAACACAAACGAGAUAAUUAGCAAUUCCAGUCCAGCUAAUGUCGAGUCCAGUCCCCAAAGAAACAGCUACUGUCGCUAUGGACAGUACGGUCGCCGGCUGCGACCAUGGCGACCGCGGGGGCGCCACGGUUCACCUCGUGAUGUUCCCCUGGCUCGGGUUCGGCCAUAUCGGCCCGUUCACGCAGGUGGCGCGCAAGCUCGUAACCGGCGGGAAGGGCGGGAUCCGCGUAACUUUCCUGAUGCCCGCCGCGAACAUACCCCGCGUCGAGGCCAUGCUUGCGUCGUCGGCCGCUGUCGUGACGAUCGUUCCGCUUCACCUGCCACACGUACCCGGGUUGCCCGCGGGUGCCGAGAGCACGCACGAGAUCUCACAAGAGGGCCAGGAGCUGCUGAAGGCAGCCCUCGACGGUACCAAGCCGCAGGUGGCCGCGCUGCUCGCCGAGCUGCGCCCGGACGCCGUGCUGAUCGACUUCGCCACCCCGUGGGUCUGCGACGUCGCCGCGCCGCUGGGCGUCAAGGUGAUCUACUUCAGCAUCUUUGCCGCCAUCGCGUUCGCCUACAUCACAAUCCCCGCUCGCCGCCUCCACGGGCCGCGCGUGUCCGUCCAGGACCUCAUGUCCGCCCCUGACGGCUUCCCGCCGGACUCAUCGCUCGCCACCGUGCCGACCUACCAGGCCGCCGACUUCACCUUCGCAUUCACCAGCUUCCACGGCAAGCCUUGCGUGUUCGACCGAGUAAUGGCCGGCCUCGAGGGAUGUGCCGGCUUCGUCAUGAAGACCUGCCCCGAGAUGGAGGGCCCUUACAUCGACUACAUCUCCUCCCAGCUCGGCAAGCCCGUGCUCCUUGCCGGACCAGUCGUGCCGGAGCCACCGCAAGGCGAGCUGGAGGAGCGGUGGACCAGAUGGCUUUCCUCCUUCCCGGACAACGCCGUCGUCUACGCUGCAUUUGGCAGUGAGACGUUCCUGACUGCGGACGAGGCAACGGAGCUCCUCCUCGGCCUAGAAGCCACCAAUCGGCCGUUCCUCGUCGUUCUGAACGUCCCCAAGGGUCCGGACGCCGAGGCGGAGCUCAGGGCGCGCAUUCCGGCGGGGUUCGAGGAGAGGGUGAAGGGGAGAGGGGCGGUGCACACGGGGUGGGUGCAGCAGCAGCACAUCCUGCGGCACCGCAGCGUGGGGUGCUUCGUCACCCACGUCGCGCUCAGUUCCGUGGUGGAGGGGCUGGUCGCGGGUUGCCGCCUGGUGCUGCUGCCGAUGAAGGGGGACCAGUACCCCAACGCCGCGCUGUUCGAGCACGAGCUUCGCGUCGGGGUGGAGGUGCCGCGGCGCGACGAGGAUGGGUGGUUCGGGCGCGAUGACGUGAGCAAGGCGGUGGACGCCGCGAUGGCGGACGGAGGUGAGAGGGAGGCGAAGAAAUGGAGGGAGUUCUUGACCGACGACGCUAUGCAGAAGAGGUACACAGACCAGUUCAUCAGGGAGCUGAAGGACCUGAUUAAGGCAUAAUUAAAAGAGAAUUUAAAACACAGGCGGGUACUAUGCACAUGAAUAAGUUAUUCAGUCUCCUAGUGUGAGUUGUCGAUAAAGAACUAUCAAGUAUGAACAAAACCAUCCCAGUUGAGGAAUUGGAUACAGCUGGAGGAAUCAUGGGAUACUGUACACAUGGUCAUUUUAGUCAUAUAGACAAGUGAGCUGGUUUGAUUAUGCAAUUCAGUUGCAUCCCUAGUAAUUCCUCUCAUAUAAUAAAUAAAGUGCUUGUAUGUGACAUUUUUAAUGGCCCCAA
This is a messenger RNA of Phragmites australis (common reed), 1798 nucleotides long. Its product is annotated as anthocyanidin-3-O-glucoside rhamnosyltransferase-like. The record is from RefSeq and is a predicted model, not a curated record. The transcript has a single exon. Gene Ontology annotation, molecular function: UDP-glycosyltransferase activity. Bases 61 to 1521 code for a protein of 486 amino acids. Lineage: Eukaryota; Viridiplantae; Streptophyta; Magnoliopsida; Poales; Poaceae.